AUGGCACAGAACAACAAUCUUUUAGUAGCAAGAGCUCUUGGUAAGAGAAAAAAAUAGAUUUUAUAGCAUCUAAUAACAAUUAAUUUGAAUUUUAAGACUGGCAUGUCUAGAAGACUAUUUAAUGGUGGAUUGAAUUGGCAGAUUCAGUUCUCUUUGAACGUACCGAGAACAAAUAGUAAUUAUUUCUUUCCCAAAAAUACGUGUAUUAUUAUAAUUCUUGUGUUUCUUCGGGCAUUGGACUUAAAUAUCCAUUAUAAAUUCUACUGAUUUUGUUCAAAAUACACACUUUUGAUGAUGUUUAGCCUAUAAAACCUCAGAAUGCAAGGCCAAUUACCCACAUUCUUCAAACAAGCUGGCUCGUUUUGCUCGUUUGGUCUGUCAUAUCAUACAAGCAAGUUCUCCACUGCCGAACUGGACAAGCUAUCACAUAUAUUCUCUCCUCGUUAUUUUUAUUCACUGACCUGAGCCAAAUGAGUCACCACUCAAGUUUAUAUCCACCAACGCUCAUCACUCAAACAAUUCAUCCCUUGUUCUUGUCACUCGCCGAGAAGCCACCAAAUCUAAGCGCCCAGAAUGGUCCCAUAUCUUGUGUAGUUACUCUCUUUUUAACAUUUCUUUCUAGCUUGCUCAGUGAAAACACUCUUAGGACCAAAUAACAGGUAAAUACUUCUUUAAUUCUUACUGAAAGGUAUUAAUUGUGUGACUACAUAGCUACUCAAAGCUUCUUCCAUGUGCUCAGUUGUCGGGAACAGCUCAAAGAACACAGGGCAGGAAAAAUGGGAAAGUACUCGUUGGGUAGAAAAAAAAAUUCUUCUAAGCCAGUCAAAAUGUUUUAAAAUAGUAGGCAGGAUAACCACAGAAGCAGGCAGCAGACCUAAAUGUGUGUGGUUGUUAUUUAAUAUUACUAAACUGGAGUGUUGAUUAGAUGGCAAAAUGAAAUGUUCCAGUGAAAACAUCAAAAUUACCGGCUGAUGGCUCAUUUUGACUGGGCUGCUCUCCUAGAUCUCUUUCUUUUUCUUUCCUCCCUUUGCUACUCAUUUUGUGCCCAUGACUCCACUAUCAGAAUACCUGGUAGAUACCUAAAGCAUGUUGGACAAUAGUGUGUGACAUGAUAUUGCCUGAGGAGACUCAAAAUGAUGAUGAUAAUGAUGAUGAAGCUAUAAACUGAUCAAGGAGGUGCUCAGUUGAUUAGAGCCAAGUGGUCAGAGUGCUGGCAAUCUGGAGGUCCAAAGUUUGAUAUCCAUCCAGACUGAUACUGGCCAAUGGUUUGUGUCCUACCAGUUGGGAUUCUUAAACUUGGUGUGUUUCAUUUGAAAUAUUUGUGUCAGUUAUGUGCUCCAAGUGGCUCCUAUGCUGCUUCCUCUUUUCUGUCCACCUGUCUUGUGGUUGUGUCUGUAAUCUGCCAUUUGUUUAUUAAAUUCGCUGAUGAAAUAAAUCAGUAAUCAUGAAGAUUAGAAAAAAAUGAAUUCUAAAGUGUGAGCCUUGAGUCAGAAUUCUGUUGCCUCUUUUUUGUGGGAUUUUAGGGUGCACAACAACUGAUCAGUAAUUAAAUUUUCAGACCCUGUGCCCUAAUGGUCUGCCUUUCCUAAAUCAGUAGCAAUUCCUUUUCGUUCCAGUUCUAAAUGCUGUACUGAUGGUGAUGACAAUGCUGUUAUCUGCAGCAGCGCAUCAAAGCUUUUGCAGCUUUUUGACAUCCAGGUUGGAAGUUCAAUAUCUGCUUUUUAAUAUUAGAUUAAUACCUUCAGACAUGCCUUCAUUUCAAAACUUUUUCAAAUUUCUGGUACAUGAUGUAUAUACUGUCUUUAAGGGAGGAGUGUAAUACAAGUAAAUACCAACAUUAUUCAUUGAACUCUCUCAAGCAAACAUAUAACUGAGUAUGUAAAGCAUUAGAGAGUGAAUUUCUUUCAAUUCUUUACAAGUGAAUUCUACAUGUGAGACUGGUAUAUUUUCUAGGUUUUAUUCUUUUUUUUUAUUGAACAAAGUUUGACUUCUCUACAAAUAUUGGAGUCAUUUUACAAAAACUAAGGUCACUUCAUACCACCGAAAUUAAGUUUGUAACUCUUACCCCUUGGAGAUACAAUACUAACCAGAAAUCAGAAGCCAACACCACAUUUAAAAAAAGGUUCAAUAGUGGAGAAACUUCAUUUCAUGUUAACUUGUUUUAGAAAUUUUCUUGCAAGACUGCCAAUAUUUUUUAUUUUUUUCAAUUCCUUUACUAGAUUUUUGACCUAAUUAUAAGAAUUUUGGCAGGCAGGGAAAACAUUUUUCUUGACCACUGAACAUUUCCUAGCUCUAAGCUGGGGUCAUAAUGACCUCUUGCAGAAAUUCCUUGGAUUUAUUUUUUGGCAUAAAAAUGCCAAAAUUGUAAACCCUGCCUUUCUAAGGCAGAGAGUAAUGAAGUUAUCUUCAUUUUUAAGUGUUCUCUUUAGUUCAGGAGGCUGUUUAUAAUAUCAAUUUUGUUAUCAUCUUGUUUUUAGCAUCCAGCUGGGUUUGUUAUCAAUGAUGCUUGCCAGGGUCAGUAUAAGAAGUAUGGAACAAACUGUAAGACUCUUGUCUGUAUGGCUGGCUUCUGGAGUAAGGCUGCACAAGACUUGCAAGAUCAGGUGAGGGACUGAAAAUAAACAAUGGCAGGGUAACUGUCUGUUUUAGUGUUUUAAAUGUACAGUUAGGCAUUUACUGUAUAUGUGUUGAUGUGGAGGAGAAAAUAAAGCAGUUCUAAGGAGUAAAGGAAGAAACAAAACAAAACAUAACAUAAAAACCCCAAAGAAACAAAAGGAUAACAAAUGAAUGUAUUUUUAACAUAACAGGAAGAGGAGUUUUAAGAGCAAAUGUGUUUUAUACUAAAGACAAACAUUGGUUACUGAAAUAAGGUUUUAAUAAAGGCUCUACUCUUACAGCCUCAUUCUAUUAUUGUUUACCAAGAAAGCAACUGAGAAGGAAGGAAUAAAAGGAGAGGAAAACGGGACUGGGAAGUUAAACCAAUUCGUCAUUUCCACUGUGUUUGUAGGGUGCAAUCAUCGAAGCCUUAUUUUUCUGUUGAUGUAGUGGUUAUUGUGUUUUUGCAUAUUAAUUUUAUUGCAACUUUGUAUGUAAAUUGAUUCUGUAAUAAUAUCUAUUUUUUGCUGCAGCAGGGUGCAAAGAAAGUCAGUUUUACAGCCUGUCAUUUGGGCAAGCUGUAGCUAGCAUGUACUAGCCCACAAGUCAUUUCAACUAGCCCAGAAACCCUUGUUGAUUAGCAGGAUUGAUUACAAUCCUUCUGUAAUUUGAAUUUCCCCAAAAAACAGCACUUGCCCGUCGGGCAAGUUACAAACAAAAAUCACUAGCCCAAUAGCAAAAUCCACUAGCCCUGGGCUAUCGGACACGACUUUCUUUGUACGCUGUGCAGAGGGUGAGAGUUAAUUAAAGUCACCACAGUGCCUGUCUUCUGCCCUCAUAACAAGUCUCUUUCCUUAUCAUUAUCUACCAUACUGCCUUAUUCUUUUAGGGUGUCCCCUGUCCAAUAAUCAUCCAGCUUUUUGAUGACGCCCUUGAAGCUUGUGAGGAUGUUUGUCAAGAAUUGUCACUUCCACUAAUGGAAGCCUUACGAGAUCCCCAUAAUGCCCAACAGACCGCUGACAAUCUACAUACUGUCAGUGUUCGUGAAAAUGCCACAGGUUCUGCAAUGGAUGAGCGUGAUUUAGGUGGUGAGUCAGGCAGGGUUUGUGUUGUUGGUGGGGGUGGUGGACACGCUGACAGAAGCUCUGAUGGGGAGGAUGAUAAUAUUGCAUGGUAUUUUGAUGGUCAUAUUCCAGGGCCUGAUGGUCAUAUCCCAGGGAUAGAUGAUCUUGCCCAGGGGUUAAGUGACCAUAUCCCUGGGGUUAUAAAUCAUAUCCCAGGGAUAGAUAAUCUUGCCCAGGGGGUAAAUGACCGCAUCCCGCUGGUGAUAAAUCAUCCUCCAGGUGCCAAUGGGAUUGUUGACAUGGAAAAUGUGGAUGAUUCACACUCACUCUCAAAGACACUACUUCAUAGCAAGAUACCGAAACCAAAACAGGCUAGCAAGAAUGAUGAUCUUUUUCCUGACUUAAGAAGUGAUGAUUGUGUGGUCGGAAGCGAAAAGAACCAGGGAAGAAUAUUGUCUGAAGUAGAAUACAGUAACUUAAUGGAUUGCUUGAGAGACAGAAGUAUACAUGUUACGAGUAUGACGUCGACUUCGGGUAACUAUGACAGCUUAGAUAAAGUACAGAAAAUUACGGAUAAAGAUGCAUUCUUGGGUGAUAGGGAAAACAGAGAAAGGUUGUCAAAUUCAAGAAAAAACUUCCAUGGAGAACCGCUUACAAAAACUGCACAGCAUAUGGGAUGCAUCAGUACUGCUUUAUAUCCAAAAAACGGAAGCAACGACGACGAGGAAGAUGAAUUUGAAGCGUCUUUUCUGGAAGCUGUUUCAAAUUCAAGCAAAAGUGCUCUUCACUCAUAUUCUCAGGGUCUUCUUUUUAAUGACACCUCAGGAUCAGAACUGAAAAAUCUUGGAAAUGAAGUAACAAAACUAUCAGUGGAAGAGAAGCGUAAAGAUAGCUCCUCUACCGUCGGUGAGAGUAAAUCAGUUGCAGCCGAGGCACGAGAAAAAGAAACAGGCGCAAACGUUCAAUCCAAGCCAAAAUUCUUAAGGAGUGUUAAGACGAAGCUUCUGGAUUCACAACAGCUGCCUUCUCCAGGACACACGGACAAAGAAAUUACUGACAGAUUGCUUUUUUUGGUGACGCGGAAGCUAGAGAGCAAGGGAAAGGCAGCUAGAACACAGUUCAAAUUGUCUGAAAUUUAUAAAGGAAGUCGACAUUUUAAAAGCAAUUCAGAGGAGUCAGUUCUAGCGGCGUCCUCUUCGAGAAUGACUCGUUUAAACCAAACUACAGACAUUUUGCCGCAUGGAGAUUUCUCAGCAAACAGUUCAACCGAUAAACAAGGGCAGACAGGAGUACAAAAUGUGGUGCAGCCAACGCCAUUAAGACCUAAUCUAUCAGAAGAAAAAUCAGAAAACGUUUUAAACGGAAAAACAACUGUACAGUCAACGACUAGGACCUUUCAAGCAGGAAAAGUAGAUUCUCAAUACUCAACUUUUGCGAAAAAAUUUCUUGAAAAAAACACAAGUCAGUCAGAAACGACUUCAGAUUCCAAAGAGAAGGAAAAAUAUUUGGGUAGUAACGAGGAGUUAUUAACACGUCUUGGUGAUCGCAUGUCUCAUGGGAAACAGCUAGAAAUGAAACUAGCAGUGGAAAUUAUCACUUCUCUCAUUAACUCUUCAGGUAAAGCUUCGCUCGAAGAAUUCGAGAUUCAUUUGAAUAUGAUUCACACAGAGCUGAUCUUUGGUCCACUAGGUUCUUUUUCCCAAACAGUCGAUGGUCUGUUACUGGAAAACACAACUAACUUUCAAUUUCCAACUAUUGUAUCAGGCUCCCAACGUUUCAUCGCGUUAGUUAAUGGUGACGUCACAGCGGAUUUUCGCCAUACUGGCUUAAACAAAGAAGUACAGAUUCACAGAAUUAUUGAGCACAAAGAAUUUAAAGACGCUAUUUCCACUCAGGAGGAAUAUUGGUAUCAACGUAAUACAAGCUCUCUCAGGGACCAUAAAAUUGGGGUCCUUGUCACUAAAGGAGUCGUUCAAGAUUCUAUCCUAGACUAUUGUUUGUCCCAUAACAUUGUAGUUCUCCAAAACGUAGCAUAUCCAACUCUUCAACUUCUCUCCUUUGCUACCGGCUCCGUCAUGGUGACGUAUUUGGCUGAUUUGAAGGAGAAGGAUAUCGGAAGGCCCGUUACCAUAGAUACCUGGGAGCUUGGCUGGACACCUUUAGUAGUGAGACAAAGCAAGGUGGAAAGUGGUAAUUCUUGCGACGUCAGGAAACUACAGUUUGUGCUUAUAAAAGAAUUCAAAAUAGAAAAUGGAACCUUUGAAGGUAAGCUCGCGUUCGGUUAUGACACUAUGACUCUUAAGUUCAGAACUCAGUCAACAAUUACGCCUUUGCCGCAGUCAUUAGGGGAGGUAUAUUAUUAAAAAUUAGAUUGCCGAGAGUCUUCUGAUAAUAAAGUCACAUAUGUAACACGCGUCCCGCAAAAAAUGGCGAGUAAAAAGCUUGCCCAGUCGCUAAACCUCAUAAUUCCACGCGACUUAUUCAUUUCGGCCUACGUGGUUUGAGUGCACGUCACCGAAAUGCAUGACCGCGAAAGGCCUGGAAAGUCACCGCACUGGGACCAGGCAAACAGUAAGCGGUUGUCAGAAAUAACACUGGGUUCAAAUUAACAAACGUCUCUACAUGUAUCUUUGUCAUAAGAAAGAGCACUGGUAUUUGAUAUACUAAGAUAUACGAAAGACCACUCGUAAGGUCAUGGUGAAACUGUGAUAAAUUCAUUACUGUGAAAGAGUGAAAUUAAGCGAUAUUAACUCUAUUAAUUCUCUCAAAAGAUAUUAACAGCCCGCUUCAAACUGUGCUACUCUGUGGUCCAUGUAAAAAUCAUGUCUGUGACGCAGAACACCGCUUCUGGAAUUCUAUCCAUCGCUUGAAGAACGCCCUCGCUUGUGGCCGAGUGCUGCCUGGGGCCGGAGCACCGGAAAUUGCUUGUAUUCGACGACUGAAUAAAUUAGCAGGUUCGUAUAGCUACCAGUCUCCUGCGAAACACCGCAGAAACCAGCGACUCCUUUUGCUGCACAACCUGAUUUAGGGGGGCGGUUUAUGAGGCAACUGAUUUGUUCUUGUUUUCACAGGUCAACAGAAGUCACGCAGUUCUCUACCAGGAUGGUUGGACGGGAGCUUGGAAGUUUUUAGGCCGUUGGUGUACUCUGCAUUUGCUGAGGGAUUUAAAGACUAUUUAGGAAGCGUCGUUCAUAAUUCAGGAACAUUAACCAUACCCUCCGGAGUUUCAGCCUAUAUUGAGGAAUUAAUUACCGCGGGAUUCUCUUUAGACUUUCUAUUAAAUACUGAGGAGGAGAAAUCGGUGAACACCCUUAAUGAUAUCGAGGCACAAAACGCGUGCGAACACUCGAGAGCUAAUGUCAAAGAUCUCGCCGCCGCGUCCGGUUCCAUGACUCGCGCUGAAGCUGGAGUGGGGACUAUGCUUCACUCUGGAAAAUUAUCUCAUAAGGUGGAAAUGCCGCUUGUAUGGGAUGAUUACUCUGCAAAGAAAGAAGCAUGGAAAAGAGCUCUUGGUGUUGUAAGAAUACUGUUACAAUCGGACAAGUUGAUCAAGACUGGGCUGGAAAGCAAUUCUCUCGAAGCGGAUAUAUUAUGA
This is a messenger RNA of Porites lobata, 7254 nucleotides long. Lineage: Eukaryota; Metazoa; Cnidaria; Anthozoa; Scleractinia; Poritidae. The record is from the annotation of a GenBank genome assembly.